Helicoverpa armigera (cotton bollworm) is the source of this 1443-nucleotide messenger RNA. It is a transcript of the gene Awh, whose product is annotated as LIM/homeobox protein Awh. The record is from RefSeq and is a predicted model, not a curated record. Gene Ontology annotation, molecular function: RNA polymerase II transcription regulatory region sequence-specific DNA binding; DNA-binding transcription factor activity, RNA polymerase II-specific. Gene Ontology annotation, cellular component: nucleus. The transcript is spliced from 6 exons. The coding region runs from base 156 to 980 and encodes 274 amino acids. Gene Ontology annotation, biological process: regulation of transcription by RNA polymerase II; neuron differentiation. Lineage: Eukaryota; Metazoa; Arthropoda; Insecta; Lepidoptera; Noctuidae.
CCGCGGUUAGUCUCGCGGUGUCCGAGCGCGCGCGCACCCGCCUGUAGUGCGGCUAAGCGCGAUCGCAUGUGCUAGUUCAAUGACGGUGUGCACAUGUUUUGUUUUGUGAACUGCACCAGAUAGUAACGAUCAAAGUGUUGGCUGUCAAGCUGGAGAUGAAGACGGAGCACCGCACUUGCUGCGCGUGUGGCGAGGCGAUCGCGGACCGCUUCCUACUGGAGGUGGGCGGCGGCGCGUGGCACACGGCCUGUCUGCGCUGCUGCGUCUGCGCAGUGCAGCUCGACCGUCAUCCCUCCUGCUUCCUGCGAGACCGCCAGGUCUACUGCAAGCAGGAUUAUGCCAAGAGCUUCGGCGCGAAGUGCUCCAAGUGCUGCCGGGGCAUCUCGUCGUCCGACUGGGUGCGGAAGGCGCGGGAGCAGGUCUACCACCUGGCCUGCUUCGCGUGCGACGCCUGCGGCCGCCAGCUCUCCACCGGCGAGCAGUUCGCCUUGCACGAAGACAGGGUGCUCUGCAAACCGCAUUAUCUUGAAACCCUCGAUGGAGGAUCCAUUUCAUCAGAUGACGGGUGCGACUCAGAAGGUUACCACAAGAGCAAGGCGAAGCGGGUGCGCACCACAUUCACGGAGGAGCAGCUUCAGGUGCUGCAGGCCAACUUCCAACUGGACUCAAACCCCGACGGCCAGGACCUGGAGCGGAUCGCCCAGGUCACCGGCCUCAGCAAGCGAGUCACGCAGGUGUGGUUCCAGAACAGCCGCGCGCGACAGAAGAAACACCAGCAUACUGGGAAGGGGAAGCAGGGCCAAUUGGUGUCCCGAGACGCGGACCCGGCGGGGUUUGGUCGGCCCAUCAACCUGCACCUCACCUACUCCUUCCAGAACAAGCCACCUUUUGUUCCAAUAGAUGGAACGUCUUUCACGGAUUCCUCGAUGGAUGAGCUAUCAGAGGACUCAUCGAUCCACUGCAUGCAGAGUGAAGUGUGAGCUUGCGAGCAUUGCAUCCUCGGCGUUAGUGGCGCCAUCUGUACAUAAUAUACUCGCCAUAUCUUACAACGUACAUACAAGUAGUGUAUGUACGUAAUUCGGCAUGUUUGCCAUAGGUCUUACUACUUUCUCGUAUUAAUGCAAUGUUUUUAGAACUGGUGCAAGCCAGUUGUAGCUAGUUUGGAUCAUCCUGCUAAACUAAUGUUAAUAUAUUUGCAGUUUCUGAAACUAACAUUAAAACGUUUAAUAUUAAAAUACAUGUAAUUCGAGACUUGUAAUUCCCCGGGUAAGAAUUUUUCAUUUACACGUAUUUAUUUAAAAUAAUGGAUAGCAAAGUUUGUAUAAGAUCUGUGAGAAUCAUUGUGACUAACUUUGAAAUUAAUGUAAACUAUAAGUUUCCACUCAUUUAAUAUGUAUUGUACAUAGUUAUAUUUAUUUAUUUAUUUGUUUCUAGUUACUGUGA